AUGGUCACAUAUUUGGCUUCUGUGAAGGGCAUUGUGGCAUUAGUCACCGGUGCUGCAUCGGGUCUCGGAGCUGGUACGGCUCGACAUCUUCUCGAACAUGGAGCAAAAGUGGUCAUUAUGGAUUUGCCACAAUCAAAGGGUGAAGCACUGGCGAAAGAAAUGGGACAAAAUUGCUUAUUUGCUGCGGCUGAUGUGAAAAUUUCAGUGCGGUCUUCAGCUGAAGUGUCGGGUGCAUUCCAUACUUUGAUUGAUAAAUUUGGACAGUUGGAUGCUGUUGUCAAUUGUGCUGGUGUAUCAUAUCCAUUCAAGUUGUAUAACUUGCAGAAAAAGAAAGCUUGUGAUGCAGAACUGAUUCGUCAAACAUUCGAUGUUAACGUUUUCGGCACUUUCAAUGUUAUACAGCAGGCGCUUGAAACAUUUGCGCUUAAGAGCAAGGACAGCUUAGGUUUUCGUGGUGUUAUUAUCAAUACGGCAUCUAUAGCAGCUUACGAUGGACAAGUGGGACAGAGUGCUUAUGCAGCUUCCAAGGGAGCCAUUGUAAGUGCAACACUUGCGUUUGCUCGUGACUAUGCGGAGGAUGGAAUACGGUUCAUGACAGUUGCACCGGGACUUUUUGACACUCCGCUUAUGAGUGGACUUCCUGAAAAGGUACGAACUUUUCUAGCCGACAUGAUUCCACUCCCGAAUAGGCUGGGUAGUCCGGAAGAAUUUGGCGCCUUGGUGCGUCAUAUUAUCGAGAAUCGGUACUUGAACGGGGAAGUGAUACGUCUUGACGGUUGGGUGACAUUUAGGAUGUCGAAUUUAUCUUCAAGCUGGAAGACUACGCGUCGUUACGGUGAACCGCUAAAAAAAGAUAAAGCAGCUGCACUUUUCGAUUCUGUAUUUGCCAAUCAGCCAAAAGCAUCUACUUCGCUGACAAGACCACUAGAUUUCAAUCCUUCAUCGAAAUGUGUAUCUCCUAAACGGGAUCAAGUUCAUAGUGAGUUGAGUACACCAAGUCCAUCAAGCAGCUUGUUUCUUUCACCGACAGUCAGCAUUCCCGACUUCGAAAAGUCUGAUGAAAGCGAUGAAGAGGGCAGUAAUAAUAAGUUUCGAAAUAAUCAUUCAUCAACAUACACGCCAAAUAUUUCCAUGACGCAUGCAACAAUUUCUGGUAGUAAAUCGUCCAAUUCAUCACCUGUCAAUCAAUCUCCUGAAUCAGAUGCAGAUCGACAAAAAAUUGGAAUUCCCAAAUAUCAUUCCACUGAAUCGAAACCUCAACGUAAUGAUGUUUUUUGCUUCGAAGUAGAGGACGAGGAAGAUGAGGACACUGAAGGUAGCAAUGAAUUGGCCCCUCAAGUAAAACGUGCGAGACCGGAAGAAUGUACUAGUUCUCAAGAACGAGUAGGAAGUUCUGGAAAAGGGUAUUCACUGGGAAUUAAAGCUAUAUAUAAACAUAGGUGGAUGUUGGAUGACGAUGAUGAUAAUGACGAUUUUGGGUUGCGUUCGAAACAUUCAGAUACCGAUUUAAUAAAUUCUAAAACAGAAGACGAUGGUACGGCCACUGCAGCAAAUGUAGGCACCAUUAGUCCAUCAGGUAUAAUGGAUCAUAAUAGGAAGGGCGAUCGAGCACAUGUUUGGAUUCGAGAUGUUAAGGAUGCACAUGAAUGCUUAAAGUCGGGUGAGCAGGAUGAUUUCAGUGACGAUGUGAAAUAUAUUUUGAGCACUCUUCUGGAUCCUUCAUCGUCGAACAAUCUGAAAUGUUUAAGCGUCAUAUCACUGGCAAAGAAGUGUGUUUCGAGCGAAUUCCGGCGAUUUUUCCGAUCUAACAAUUUAAUUAGUCGGACACUAAAAGCAAUUCCCGAUUCACCAAAGUCACCGAGUUUGGCACUAUGUGUCUCAGUGGUUGUUUAUUUGUUGUCUCGCGACACCACCUCUGUAUUCGUUGACGCAUCUGCGCUCCGUUUGUUCAGUCAGCUAUUAAAAUUGGAAAAUCCAAAUCCGAAUGAAGAAUGCAUGAGAUAUUCGAAAAUGGCGAUGGAUGUAUUAAAAGAGUGGUUGGAAAAAUCGUUUGCAAAUACGGAAUUAAAGAAAGUGCAAUUUGAUAUUACGGAAAAAACCCUUUCGCCUUCGUUUCUCAUUUUGGAAUCACUUGUUUACAUAAGUGCACGUAAGCAUCGUGAACAAUCAUUGCAAAGUGAACUGUUGAACGUGGGCAUACUUCAGUGGAUCGUUUCUAAAAUGGACAAAACAGUAUUGCGCUUGUUGCACGAAAAAAUAUCAAAUGAAGAAAUGCUUCUUUGCUUGAAAGUUCUUGAGCGAUGCUUCAGAGUACUUGAAUCGGCAACAGUCUGCAAUGAGAAGAACGGAGCAUAUCUGAUUAGCCAUCGAGGGAGCGCCCUCAUCCAAUCAUGCGGAAGGCUGAUGUCUUUGUUGUUUCGCACUGUAGGACAACUUGGUGAUGAUACCAGUGAAUUAAAGGAGCAAAAUAUCACAUGUCUGAAUCGAAUGGUUGGGUUAUUGAUGAGUUUAUCAUAUGAGAAUGAAUUGUGCUGCACGAAACUCGGUCAGAUGAAUGAUUUCCUCUCACUCUGCGUAUCCUCCUUUACCUAUUUGGUGCCAAAAUAUGUUCGUAAGGAGAAGCAAUUUGAUCUUAUUGUGUUGCUGUGCAGUCUUUUGGUCAAUUUGCUUGAACGUUGUAAUUUCAACAGACGUAAGCUGAUUGGGCUUACGAUCCCAGUUUAUGAUCUCGAAAGUAAAGCAGAGAGGCAAGAACCAACAUUGAAAGCCUUUAGUCAGCUAUUUGUAUGUCACGAAUCAAUGGCUCGUUCUAUCGAUGAGGAACUGGAUAAUGAUCUUGUAAUUGAGGAUACUCCGGAUGAUAGUAUUAAUCAUGAAGAGGAAGCAGAAGAUGACGGUCGGUUGCAUCGAUUGCCAACGGAAUUAUCUGAGGAUGAGAUGGUUGAAGCUGUACAAAAUGCCAUGAAUAAGGCUAGCUCACAUAUGGAAGAUUCAGUUUUGGCAUCGUACUUCGCACUUUUGAUUGGAUGUUUAUUAUUGCAAAAUGAGGAAUCAGUAAAUGUAGUGAAAGCAGAAAUGAAGAAUGGAAAGUUGGUUGCACUAAUUGAGCAGCUUCAGCGCUUUCUGGAGUUUAUCAAAUUAACGAAUGGGAAGAAAGCACACGUUCGCUUUAUGGAACGCAUUAUUGACUUACUCGAUACAUUGGAUAAUUAG
This is a messenger RNA of Acanthocheilonema viteae, 3213 nucleotides long. Lineage: Eukaryota; Metazoa; Nematoda; Chromadorea; Rhabditida; Onchocercidae. The record is from the annotation of a GenBank genome assembly.